CUUUAUAAUUAUAUAGUUUGGAAAUGGAGACAGAAGAAAAGAAGCUUUCUAUCGAAGAUUUCACCCUCCUGAAGGUAGUCGGAAAGGGAUCCUACGGAACAGUCAUGCUGGCUAGGAAAAUUGAUUCCGGAGAGGUCCUAGCUAUUAAGAUGCUGAAGAAAUCCUAUCUGAAGAAGAGAAAACAAGAGAUCCAUACUAAGGCCGAAAGAUUUAUUUUGGAAACAAUAAAUCAUCCAUUUAUUGUUAAUCUUAAGUAUGCUUUCCAGAACACAGAGAAGCUUUACUUCUGUUUAGAGUUUUGCCCAGGAGGUGAGCUCUUUUUCCAUCUUCAGAGAGUCGAGAAUUUCGAUGAGGAAGUUACUAGGUUCUACUCUGCACAAAUGGUCCUUGCUCUGGAACAUCUUCACAAGAACAAUGUCAUUUAUAGAGACCUUAAGCCUGAAAAUGUUCUGAUUAACACAGAUGGAUAUAUUAAGCUCACUGAUUUCGGUCUUGCAAAGGAAAACGUCAUGACUGACAAAGACGCAAAAUCUUUCUGUGGAACACCCGAAUAUCUCGCUCCAGAAAUAUUGGAAAGAAAGGGGCAUGGAAAACCUGUCGAUUGGUGGAGCCUUGCGUCUAUCAUCUAUGAAAUGAUAGUUGGACUUCCUCCGUUCUAUGAGAAGGACAACAGAGAAAAGCUAUUCAAAGAGAUCAAAUCGGGUGAACCUGAGUACCCGGAUGACAUGAGUCCAGCUUGUAGAGACCUUCUCGAAGGUCUUUUUAAGAAAGAUCCGGCUGACAGAUUAGGAGGAUCUGAAGGAAAUGCAGAUGAAAUCAAGAGCCAUCCAUGGUACUCACAAGUAGAUUGGGAUAUUCUCAAGGAGAAGAAAAUAAUCCCACCUUUUAAGCCAAAGUUGGACUCUGACGAUGAUACCAAGUAUAUUGACAACGAGUUCACAGAGAUGCUUCCAAUGGAUUCUGCUGCUGAUGGAACUGUACUUGAUUCUGGAUCAAUGACUUGGAAAGAUUUCUCAUUUGACUCCAAUAAAAUGAUGACUGAUUAGUUAAUGACUAGAACUGCACUUGUAUUCUUGGAUACGCUCAACUCAUUUUAUUGC
Moneuplotes crassus is the source of this 1100-nucleotide messenger RNA. Lineage: Eukaryota; Ciliophora; Spirotrichea; Euplotida; Euplotidae. The record is from the annotation of a GenBank genome assembly.